UAUUUUCUUUGUAAUUCCUGAUUUUGCAUUGUUAGAUGAGUAUUUAUCUUAAACUUUGGUUUAAAUUUUUCAUAGAACCUGUACAAAUUUGUAUAUAAACUUUUCAAAGAUUUUAGCAUGAAUUCAUUCCCCAAAAUCUUCGUACUCAAACGGUACUAGUAAGGUAGGCUUGUUUGUUAUCUUCUUUGCUUCUGCUUGGUUCAAGAAUUCAUAAGGUUCUAAAAUUAGUAUACAUGACAAAAAUCAAUCUGAAGUUUUGUAAUUAUAGUUAAAAGUUAAAUGAAUUUAAUCAAAGUUAAAAGUUUUGUAAUAAUAGACUUAUUUCAUGUUUCAACUGUUUAUAUCUGUUUAGUACAAAUAUCUUACCGUUCUUAUAUCGAUCGGCGCAUAGUAAAUCAGCACCAUGAUGAAUUGUGCCAUUGUUCUGUCUGCAACUCAUGACAGGGACAGGGAACAAACCAUCGGUAAAACCGGUGACAUAUUCACAAUGCCUGUUACAUAUAAGGUUACACACUUACAUCGAUGUUCUUUAACCUACUUUUGCUUAUAUUUGAUAUCUUAGUAGUAAUUUGUAUCAUGAUAGUCAUUUGAACCUCUACUAAACCUAUUUGUUAUCAGCACAGGAAUCCACACACUUUGUAUUGCAAAAAUAUAACAAACAAAACCCAAGAAUGUGUACAGGUGGCUUCUAAGAUGAUGGAGCAGUUGCUAGUGGUUUGGAAGUUGCCACCAAGUGCCAAAUGAAAUGCUAAUAUAUUAUAUGUUGCGUCUGAAGUAGAGUGAGAGUGAAGCAUGUCAGCUGAAAACUCUUCUCCCCAUUUCCUCCAAAUGUACUUUCAUUAGUAGAGUUUUCGAAGGCGGUCCGUUGUUUCUCCCCACAAUAUUUAGAAUGAACUUCACUGGUUUGAGUGGUCAGAUUCAGUUUGACGCAGAAAAGAAUCUUGUUCAUCCAUCAUAUGAUAUCCUUAACAUCGGUGAUGCGGGUUCCCGGAGGAUCGGUUAUUGGUCUAAUUACUCUGGUCUAUCAGUUUUAUCUCCAGAAAAUUUAUACAAGAAACCUCCAAACACUUCAACAAGCAAUCAAAAACUGUUUAGUGUUGUGUGGCCUGGUGAAACUACAGCUACACCAAGAGGAUGGGUUUUCCCUAACAAUGGAAGGCAACUGAGAAUAGCAGUGCCUCAUAGAAUAAGCUACUUGGAGUUUGUUUCAAAGGACAAGAAUCCACCUGGUGUUAGAGGCUAUUGCAUUGAUGUCUUUGAAGCAGCCAUAAACUUGUUGCCUUAUCCUGUUCCACGACGAUAUAUAUUAUAUGGAGAUGGUAAUAGAAAUCCCAACUACAACCAGCUUGUCAAUGAUGUUGCACUAAAUAUCUAUGAUGCAACUGUUGGAGAUAUUACAAUUGUCCCAAACAGAACAAGGAUUUUGGAUUUCACUCAACCUUUCAUGGAAUCAGGGCUGGUAGUUGUUGUCCCUGUCAAGGAGAUCAAAUCAAGUCCUUGGUCUUUCCUCAAGCCAUUCACUGCUCAAAUGUGGUGCGUGACCGGCGCCUUUUUUCUUUUUGUGGGAAUUGUUGUAUGGAUUCUUGAGCACAGGCACAAUCCAGAGUUCCGUGGUUCGCCCAAGAAGCAACUUAUGACAAUCUUUUGGUUUACUUUCUCAACAAUGUUUUUCUCACACAGAGAGAACACUGUGAGUGGUCUUGGAAGAUUUGUGCUAAUCAUAUGGCUUUUUGUGGUGUUAAUUAUCAAUUCAAGCUACACAGCAAGCUUAACAUCCAUCCUCACAGUACAGCAGCUUUCCUCACAAAUUGAAGGAAUUGAUAGCUUGAUAUCAGGUACUCAACCAAUUGGAAUUCAAGAUGGUUCAUUUGCAAGAAGGUAUCUUAUAGAUGAACUCAAUAUACAACCAUCUAGGAUAGUUACAUUGAGAGAUCCAAAGGCGUAUAUCGAUGCUCUUAUGCGUGGACCGUCAGGAGGAGGGGUUAUGGCUAUUGUUGAUGAGCUUCCUUAUAUUGAACUCUUUAUGUCUAGUACCAACUGCAAGUUCAGAACUGUUGGACAAGAGUUCACUAAAAGUGGUUGGGGAUUUGUAAGUAUCUUUGUUUGCAUAUCCAUGGUUUUGAUUCCUAAACUUUAUCCAUUUACUUUGAUUGCAGAUAGGCUUGUAAUUUCAUUGAUAGCUGAGUUUAUUCCAUUGUUCAAAACACCAGGACUUUCUGUAUUGUUAUUGUUGGUCAUGUCUCCUCAACCAUCAUUUAGUUGUUCAUAUCAUGUAUCUAUAACAAUAAGGACUUGAUAGUCUUAAUCAACAAUAUAGGAUCACACAUUAAUCAA
This is a messenger RNA of Cicer arietinum (chickpea), 2334 nucleotides long. RefSeq names its product glutamate receptor 3.4-like. The record is from RefSeq and is a predicted model, not a curated record. Gene Ontology annotation, cellular component: membrane. Lineage: Eukaryota; Viridiplantae; Streptophyta; Magnoliopsida; Fabales; Fabaceae. Gene Ontology annotation, molecular function: ligand-gated monoatomic ion channel activity.